AUGUGGGACUACGUAAAAAGUCACGCAUCUCUCCUCGUCCAACGCAUCCAAGCACUCGACUGGAGCCGCAGUGCUCUCGUUGUCGGCAGCGUGUUUAGUGCGAUGGUCGUUCUCACCGUGGCCUUCCCGCCCGUGCGACAGGCUGUUGUGUUUGCGUACAACUGUUUCCUCCAGCCGCUGGGCAAGACCAAGAACCAGGCCGAACGCCUGGAUCGUUUCUAUGAAAACCAGGCUGGUGUGUACGAUGCCACGCGCACAGGUCUGCUGCGUGGCCGCAAGACUAUGCUCAAGCUCUGUGCUGCCGAGAUGCGUCUCCUGCGCGAGAAGGAACCGAACCGCAAGCUCGUGUGGGUCGACAUUGGUGGUGGCACGGGCUGGAACAUUGAGCAGAUGGACAAGUUCUUCCCCAUCGCUGAGUUCGAUCAGAUUUACCUCAUUGACCUAUGUGAACCGCUGCUCAAGGUGGCUCGUGAGCGCUUCGAACGCCUCGGUUACAAGAAUGUGCAGGCCCUGUGCCAAAAUGCCAAAGACUUUACGCUGCCUGGCCUUCCCGACGAGCGCAAGGUGGAUCUGUUUACGUGCUCGUACUCCAUUUCGAUGAUCCCGCCUUUCUACGCCGUACUUGACCGUAUCAACGAAUUUCUUGACCCACGCGUGGGUGUGUUUGGUGUCGCCGACUUCUAUGUGUCGAGCAGCGAGUCGACGGCAGACCAGAUGACGCUUGUGGGUGGAUCCAUUAUGCAUCACUGCCACUGGUUCAACUCUUGGUUCUGGCGUCACUGGUUCGCGCUCGACCAUAUCCAGCUGCACCCUGCCCGCCGCGAAUACCUCGAACACAAAUUUGGCACGAUCAAGUGCUUUAACGGUCGCAACCACUUCAUUGUGCCUUACCUGAUUCAGAUUCCAUACUACGUGUGGCUGGGUGUGUCGCGUGAGCGCGACACGACAGCGGCGGUCACAGCCUUCGAGGUCGAGGCCGGUAACCACGUUGCUGUGCCGCCCACGUUCCCCGACAUCGCUCGUGAGCGUGUGCAGCGUAUGAACAAAACGACGACGGAAGGUGCUGUAGUGGAGCUGAAGAAUGACACAGCGAUCCAGUGGCCCCAGAGCUCGUUCCAUUACGGCUCGAAGGUUUGGCGCCUGCCUUUUGUCGAUAACCGCUUCAGCGACAUGUUCCGUACCUGGAUCUAUGGUUUCACGUGGGAAGACCCCUACGUUGACAUGGAGCAUCUCGAUCUGGGUCCUGAAGACUCGAUCCUGUGUAUCACGAGUGCCGGUGACAAUGCGCUGCAUUACGCGGCUGCCGCAAAGCCUCGUCGUAUCCACGCGGUCGACAUGAAUCCGUGCCAGGGUCACUUGCUGGAGCUCAAACUUGCUUCGAUCCUGACGCUGGACUACGAAACGUUCUGGCGCAUGUUCGGUGAGGGUAAAAUUAACAACUUCCCCGAGCUGCUGGAUGAGCGCAUCUCUCCCUAUAUCUCGUCUCAUGCGUACCAGUUCUGGAAGUCAAACAACCGCUCGUUUGAGCGUGCAUUCUACUUCCGUGGCUACUCGGGCCACGCUCUGCGCCUGGCCAAGACGGCUUUCCAACUUAUGGGCGCGAAAAAAGAUGUCGUGCAGAUGUGCACGACCAAGUCGCUCGAAGAACAAAAGCGGAUCUGGGACACCAAGGUCCGUAAGACCAUUAUCAAUGAAGCUCUGAUUCGUGUGUUUCUGUCCAACCCAGCUUUCCUUUGGAAUGCCUUGGGUGUGCCAAUGAAUCAGUUCAACAUGUUCAAAAACGAAGGCGUCUCUGUGGAGCAGUUUGCUGUCGACACGCUCGACCCCAUCCCCGCUCGUUCGCUCAUUUCGACGGACAACUACCACUACCGCCUCACUCUUAUGGGCAACUACAGCCGCGAGAGCUGCCCGCUCUACCUUAAGGAAGAUGCUUUCAAUGCGCUCAGGGCGGACAAUGGAAAGGCCCUCGACUGCUUCCGUCUCCACACCGAUGCCAUUGUCACGGUGCUGCGCGGCCUGCAGGACGGCAGUCUCACGCGUGCCAUCCUGAUGGACCAUAUGGACUGGUUCGAUCCGAUCGAUGACUCGGUACCGAUUCCUAAACUUGAGGCGGCCCGCAACGAAAACGACAAAACGGUCGCGGACCUCGACCGUGAAGUUGUGGAAAUUGCGCGUGUCAUUGCCAAGGGCGGCGCCGUAUUUUGGCGCAGCGCAGCCAAAUAUCCCUGGUACUCGAAGCGCUUCGAACUUGCCGGUUUCAAGGUCGCCCCUGUUCACAUCCGCGAGACGGGUAAGCCCAUUGACAACGUGAACAUGUAUGCAUCCUUCUACAAGGCCGUACGUUUGUAG
Messenger RNA from Malassezia restricta, 2349 nucleotides. RefSeq names its product betaine lipid synthase. The transcript has a single exon. NCBI's taxonomy places the organism in Eukaryota, Fungi, Basidiomycota, Malasseziomycetes, Malasseziales, Malasseziaceae. Bases 1 to 2349 code for a protein of 782 amino acids. The record is from RefSeq and is a predicted model, not a curated record.